AUAGUGGCGUCUUCCAGUGUGUGUGUACGCGCAGGUGAGAGUGAAAGAGGCAGAGGGAGGAACAGCAGAAGUGGAGCUGCAAAUACUUGAUUGCGCGGGCUUUAAUGGUGGAAACAUGUCGUGUGCAGGUGGAAAAAGAAAAGGGACACUUCCAUUAUGGAUGAUGAUACACUGUUCUGUGACUGGCGAGGGAUGCUCUGUAACCGUACUAGUCAAUUGGUCUUGACUGUGUGUGUUGAGUAGCUCAGACGUGUCUUAUCUUUACCUCAUAAUGCGCAGGCGUGAUCCUAUCUGAGCCCCGCAAAAAGCUGUUACCAUCAGAACUAGACGUCGUGUCCAUUGCUCCUCAUGUGGCGCUCAAACGAAUGCUAAAAUUUUGAUCGGCUAAUCCAUUUAAUUGAUUGUCUUUCAAAGACAGUCGGGGAAUGAAGAUUUGCCUGCUAGCUGAUGUUGUCGGACAAGACAGUCCAACCUGUGGAUAGUGUGGAGCGCGUCUGUGGCCACCGGCCAGCCCCCGCGAUCUGGGACGCUCAGCCUUCAUCCUACUGAGCGCGUCUUUCGCCGUUGGAACCGGUCUGUCUCGGCGUGGGAUCCGGUGUUCCGCUUGAGCUAAGCUGUGUGCAGGAAUUCAGUUUAUGAAUGGCACUGACAUGGAGGAAAUACCGUUUCAGAAAGUCAAAACCAGGCGGAAGAGAAGUCACUGUCCACCGGGUGUCCCUUUGACCAAAAUCGUGUGUGAAGACGAGUUCGACUGCAAAGAACUCGAGUCCCUCUUCCAGAACUACAACCUGAAACUGGAGCAGACGUCUACUCUUAAAGCCCUGGCGAUUCUGAUUUUCAUGUCCUCGACAUUGGCCGUAGUGGAGUUGCUGACCGGCCCCAGCCUCACCAUCUCCAAGGGGUCCCACCCGGUCCACUGUAUCAUUUUCGUCUCCCUUUUCAUCGUAACUAACGUCAAGUACCUGCAAGUGACUCAGCUCCAACAGAUUGUCAACCUGACGCUGCUCUUUGGCUUCACUUUCUCAUUUCUCUGCUGCCCCUUCUCACUGGGUGCGAUGGGGAUCGAGCCCCCGACGUCCCCAGAGCAGGGUGUGUGGCAGCUCAUCCUGGUCACAUUUGUCGCCUACGCGCUCCUACCUGUGAGGACACUUUUGGCUGUUGUGUUUGGAAUAAUGGUCUCCAUCUCACAUUUAAUUGUGACUGCCACUUCUGUCACAGUAAAAACACAGAAACUAUGGAGGACGUUGGUUGCCAACACAGUGCUGUUCACCAGUGUCAACCUGUCAGGACUGUUUGUGCGCAUCCUGACAGAGAGAGCCCAGAGGAAGGCCUUCCUGCAGGCUCGCAACUGCAUUGAAGAGAGACUCCGUAUGGAGGAUGAGAAUGAGAAACAGGAACGCCUGCUAAUGAGUCUGUUGCCCAGGAACGUAGCUAUGGAGAUGAAAGAGGAUUUCCUGAAGCCCCCUGAAAGGAUCUUUCACAAAAUCUACAUUCAGCGUCAUGAUAAUGUCAGCAUCCUGUUUGCAGAUAUAGUUGGUUUCACCAGCCUGGCCUCUCAGUGUACAGCCCAGGAACUGGUUAAGCUGUUAAAUGAGCUGUUUGGAAAGUUUGAUGAGCUCGCCACGGAGAACCACUGUCGCAGGAUAAAGAUCUUGGGGGAUUGUUACUACUGCGUUUCUGGACUGACCCAGCCCAAGACUGACCACGCUCACUGCUGUGUAGAGAUGGGUCUAGACAUGAUCGACACUAUAACGUCAGUGGCUGAAGCCACAGAAGUCAACCUUAACAUGCGUGUGGGCUUGCACACCGGUCGCGUGCUAUGUGGAGUGCUGGGCCUCAGGAAAUGGCAGUAUGAUGUUUGGUCAAAUGAUGUGACACUGGCCAAUGUGAUGGAAGCUGGGGGACUGCCAGGGAAAGUUCACAUCACCAGAUCUACGCUUGAGUGCCUAAAUGGAGACUAUGAGGUGGAGCCUGGAAAUGGUCAUGAAAGGAAUGCCUUCCUUCAAAAACAUGAAAUAGAAACCUUCUUUAUAGUGCCAUCUCACCGACGGAAGAUAUUCCCAGGAUUGAUUCUUUCGGACAUAAAGCCCGCCAAAAAGAUGAAGUUCAAAACUGUGUGCUACUUACUAGUGCAGCUUAUGCACUGCAGGAAGAUGUUCAAGGCUGAGAUUCCCUUCUCCAAUGUCAUGAACUGCGAGGACGGUGAUAAGAGGAGAGCCAUGCGUACGGCUCCACAGAAGCUAAGGAACCGCACCAACGCUAACCAGGCUAACUUGAACCAGAGCAGCCCCAGAACCCGGGUCAACCGUUACAUCGGUCGGCUAAUCGAGGCCCGUCAAACUGAGUCAGACACAGCAGACCUCAACGUCCUCACGCUCAUGUAUAAGUGCUCAGAACACGAGCAGAGGUACCACCAGGUUCCUGAUGAGUACUUCACCAGCGCUGUGGUCCUCUCUCUGAUCCUAGCUGCCUUGUUUGGACUUGUUUAUCUUCUCAUCAUACCACAGGGCACAGUGGUACUUGUCCUUCUUGUCUUCUGCAUCUGUUUCCUAGUAGCUUGUAUCAUGUACCUGCAUAUCACUAGAGUACAGUGUUUUCCAGGGUGCCUGACUAUUCAGAUACGCACUGCUCUCUGUAUUCUCAUAGUGCUCUUAAUCUAUGCUGUGGCCCAGGCCUGUGUGGUGGGCUGUAUGCCCUGGUUGUGGGGUAGUGCCAACACAAACAGUUCCAUUGUCAUUAUUGAUUUGGACAGCGGAGCCAACCACACCAUGGCAGAGCUGCCCUGUGACGGUGCCCGAUACGCUUUUCUAUCCUGUGUGGUGGGCACUCUCACUCUGGCACUUUUCCUGCGCAUCUCAUGGCUGCCAAAGAUGGCGCUGAUGCUUCUUCUGGGGGUGCUCUAUGUCACUGUGUUUGAGCUCAGUGGCUUUCGCAAGACUACAGGUGGGGGGUCUUUCCACAUCCGGGGCUAUGAGCCCAUCCUGUCUCUGCUGCUUUUUGUCAGUGCCCUGGCCCUCCACUCCAGGCAACUUGACCUCAAACUGCGCUUGGACUUCCUUUGGGCUGUGCAGGCGGAGGAGGAAAGGGAUGGAAUGGAGAAAGUAAAGCUGGACAACAGGAGGAUUCUCUUCAAUCUUCUGCCUGCACACGUGGCUCAGCACUUCUUAAUGUCAAACCCCAGAAACAUGGUGAGCCACGCUAAUAAACAGGCAGACAGGCAGACAGACAAGCAGGAUCUGUACUAUCAGUCCUAUGCACAAGUUGGUGUCCUGUUUGCUUCGAUUCCAAACUUUAAUGAUUUCUACAUCGAGCUGGAUGGCAACAACAUGGGAGUGGAGUGCCUGAGACUGCUAAAUGAGAUCAUUGCUGACUUUGAUGAGCUCAUGGAUAAGGAGUGCUACAAAGACAUUGAGAAAAUCAAAACUAUUGGCAGCACAUACAUGGCAGCUGUGGGACUCGUCCCCACCAUUGGCACCAAGGCCAAAAAAUCCAUUUAUGACCAUCUGAGCACAAUAGCAGACUACGCCAUUGAAAUGUUUGAUGUAUUAGAUGAAAUCAACUACCAGUCAUAUAAUGAGUUUGUCCUAAGAGUGGGUAUCAAUGUGGGUCCUGUGGUUGCAGGGGUGAUUGGAGCACGGAGACCUCAGUACGACAUCUGGGGUAACACAGUCAACGUGGCCAGUCGAAUGGAUAGCACUGGAGUGCCCGGAAAAAUUCAGGUGACUGAGGAGGUUUAUCGGUUACUGAAUACCAACUAUGACUUGGUCUGCCGUGGCAAGGUCAGUGUCAAAGGUAAAGGUGAGAUGCUGACUUACUUCCUGGAAGGGAAGGUGCAGGGCGUUGGCACUGCAACCACCUCAUCUGUAAUGCGUUCUGCCAGCCUGGCACGCCGUAUCCACUCUUGUGGAAAGACAAGCGUUCCGACCAAUCUGGGCAGCGUCUCCUCUGCUGCCAGCCUGACUGCUCAUGCAAGCAUGGGUAGCAACCUUCAGAUGAACGCUGCCAACAGCAGCCACAGCCAAGCAACAUGCCUGCCCUCACCCUUCGUGCCUGCGGUGGGUGAAGAGGAAGAGGAGGAGGAUGUGGAGGUGACCGCAAUUCAAAUUGAAGCUGUGGCAGCUGUUGCAGAGGUAGCAGUGUAGAAAGAAAGACAAGACUAUUUGAAAAAAAAAGCGAAAAAGCCAUGGUUGGAAGCCUGGGAAAGUCAGUGCUGUCCAGGCAUUCCUUCUAAAUCCUGAGCUAGAGGCACAACCCAGGAUGUGCUCAUUCAGGAUAUGAACUUCCUCCGACAUGAAAUGACAAUGUGGACAAUCAGAUUUGCUUUUAGAGAUUUUGAACUGUGUACCACUCUUCAGAUGAAGAAGUGGAGAGAAGAAAAAGGCACUCAGAAUCUCAAAGAUUUUUAUUUUAACAUCUCUAUAACAGAUGAGUAGAUUUGCUCUGUUUUUGGGUUUCAUCAGAUCCAGGUAUAAUAUGCGUCUAUGUUUUUUAUGAACUGCGUAUUCCAUGUACAAGGAAUAUAUACACUGAUACCCAGAAAAAAGACUGAUAAUGCUAUUGCUUUUGCACUGUCUUUCUGAUUAUGCCAAGGAUAUAUUGCAUUAUUUACAGUGUAAAAUGAUGUUGUUUCUUUUUGGUGUAUGUCAGCAUGCAUGUGUGUACUUGUGAGAGUGUGCGUGUGCAUGUAUGGUCAGUUCUGAAUUGUAAUGAAACAGCACAAAAUCUUUUUUAUACCCAGUGCUCACUGGAUGAAUAAAGCUUUUUAUUUAUAGAUAAUAUAGUGCAUGACUUUUUAAGAGUUAACAGCCAUAGUAAUGAUACUGUUGUUGAAAGAAAACCAAAGUACUGAGAUUUCCAUAGAUCUUGAGUUUUACUACUUGUAUUGCCUCACCUGACAAGGGGGAAGACGUUGCAACAUAUUGUCAUCAUCAUCAUUAGACCUUAAGACUGUCUUUUUGAACCUUGACAAGACUAAAGAUAUCCUGAUAUCCUGAUGUUCUGUUACUAUCCUGAUUCACAAUGGCUUAAUGUGCAAUGAAUACAUACAGAGAGUGGCUGCUUUGAUGGUGAAAAUGCAAUAAAGGUCAAUGACAGCAGACAAAAGUAGAGCAAUUAUACUAAGUUGGAUGUGUGCUACUAUGGAAUCUAGUUUAUGCCAAAAGCAGACCAGCCACAAAAGAACGCCACAGAGGACCAAUACAUUUCUACAUUUGGUGCAGCCAUGUGCACCGACUGUUGAGUUUAAGGAUGACAUUCACCCAAAAUGAAGAUAGCACAGACAUAAUAAUAAGCACACCACUUCCACAAAUGCAUGACCUUUAAGUGUAAAAUGUUCAAUGUAAAAAACAGUUUUCUUGAGUCUGCAGAAACUUUGGUGCAGUGUCUGGCUGCUGGUGUCUUUCAGGCAUAUACAUUUCUCUACUACUGCUUUUCAUUAUAUUAAAGCUGCUGUUUAAGUUUUUUAGUAAAAAAAAAAAAAAAAAAUGGGGAAAAAAACAAGAAAAAAAAGGUUGAGCAUAUUUCUCAGAUACCGUGUCAGAAAUAUUCGGCACCUCGGAUAUUUUAAUAGCCUGUAUAUUUACAAGUGCAUAGACAUUUCACUUGGUCUGCAAAACUGUAAAUAUGUCAUGUUUCAAGUUUCUGCCUUACUCUAUAAGCUUACAGUGACUGCAACUUGCCUUUUUAGAUUUAUUCACUUUCAUAUGCAGAUCAUACUUUUUUUGUAAAUAGUCAAAAGCUGUAAACUAUGUUGUAUCUUGUACAGUGUAAAGUUGGGUUAAUGAAUAUUUUGUAAUAAAGACAAUAUUGGUGUAUAAUA
This is a messenger RNA of Melanotaenia boesemani (Boeseman's rainbowfish), 5818 nucleotides long. Its product is annotated as adenylate cyclase type 1-like. NCBI's taxonomy places the organism in Eukaryota, Metazoa, Chordata, Actinopteri, Atheriniformes, Melanotaeniidae. The transcript has 20 exons. Gene Ontology annotation, molecular function: adenylate cyclase activity. Bases 636 to 4142 code for a protein of 1168 amino acids. The record is from RefSeq and is a predicted model, not a curated record. Gene Ontology annotation, cellular component: plasma membrane. Gene Ontology annotation, biological process: adenylate cyclase-activating G protein-coupled receptor signaling pathway; cAMP biosynthetic process; intracellular signal transduction.